UAGGAGCUUUCAAAGAAGCUUUGUGAAUACGGGUCCUGGUAUCGGAGAUGUCGAUAUUUCAGUAUCCAUCCGCGGUUGUUGCGCAUGCGCUCAAAAACAUUCGAGAACAUGGCGGCGCCCGUCGAUCUGGAGCUGAAGAAGGCCUUCUCUGAGCUGCAGGUGAAAAUGAUUGACACACAGCAGAAGGUCAAGCUGGCUGACCUUCAGAUUGAGCAGUUGACACGGGUUCAGAAACACGCCAACCUGACGCACACAGAGAUCAACACGCUGCCCAACAACACUCCGCUGUACGAAGGUGUCGGACGCAUGUUCAUCCUGCAGUCCAAGGAGGACGUGACUAAUCAGCUGAAGGACAAACAGAAAACCGCUGAGGAGAAAAUCAAAGAGCUGGAGCAGAAGAAGGUGUACCUUGAACGCAGCGUGAAGGAGGCGGAGGACAACAUUCGAGAGAUGUUACUUUCCAGAAGAGCCCAGUGAUUGAUGUUGAAUUCUAGUCCUAGUUAAUAUCUCGUCAUUCUUUCUAAUUAAAGCAUUCACAAUCACAAGAA
Dunckerocampus dactyliophorus (ringed pipefish) is the source of this 548-nucleotide messenger RNA. It is a transcript of the gene pfdn1, whose product is annotated as prefoldin subunit 1. Gene Ontology annotation, cellular component: prefoldin complex; cytoplasm. Gene Ontology annotation, molecular function: protein folding chaperone. Gene Ontology annotation, biological process: protein folding. The transcript has 4 exons. NCBI's taxonomy places the organism in Eukaryota, Metazoa, Chordata, Actinopteri, Syngnathiformes, Syngnathidae. The coding region runs from base 85 to 477 and encodes 130 amino acids. The record is from RefSeq and is a predicted model, not a curated record.